This is a messenger RNA of Salvelinus namaycush (lake trout), 491 nucleotides long. RefSeq names its product NADH:ubiquinone oxidoreductase subunit B3 (gene ndufb3). The transcript is spliced from 3 exons. Bases 133 to 408 code for a protein of 91 amino acids. Gene Ontology annotation, cellular component: mitochondrion. NCBI's taxonomy places the organism in Eukaryota, Metazoa, Chordata, Actinopteri, Salmoniformes, Salmonidae. Gene Ontology annotation, biological process: electron transport chain; mitochondrial respiratory chain complex I assembly. The record is from RefSeq and is a predicted model, not a curated record.
ACUGGAUUGUUUGCGCUCCGACAAAGUCUAAGACGAACUAAGUGUGGUCUCUUUAGUGUACCGUAGCAGUGCCGUACAUCAGAUGCAAUUGUCGAAGUGCUUCAUCCACAACAGAGGUCACAAACCGACAGGAUGGGAGGAGACCACGGCAGUAAACUAAACCUGCCAGACUUCAAGCAGUGGAAGGUAGAGGGAACACCUCUGGAGUUCACACAGCAGAGACUGGCAGCUAGAGGACUGAAGGACCCAUGGGCACGUAACGAGGUGUGGCGGUACGUGGGAGGAUUCAGUCGUCCUGUAUCCCUGGGAGACGUGAUGCUGAGGGGUUUUAAAUGGGGCUUCGCUGCCUUCGCUGUGGCUCUGACUGUAGAGUACGCUCUCUUCCCCCCCAAGAAGUCUGACCACUGACCUCUGACCCCAGAACGCUUCAGAACACAACCGGAUCAGAUCUUUCUGUAAAAUAAAUAAUAAAUGUGUUUUCAUCCACUAAA